CUCACUUGUAUAUAUAAUUCUAUACGGCUCAUAAUUAGAUUCAGGGUCGAAUUAUUUAUAUUUCUCUUAUUCUUAUUCUUAUUCUUAUAACCUCACCUACUGAGAGUCAUUCAUUUUGGUUUCAGAAUAGUCAUACGGUCGUAUUGAUACUAUCACUGUUACUGUCCAUUCAUUUAGUAGUUUCGUUUAUUUAUUUGUUUGUAUUUACCUUGUUUUAAUUCCUUUCUAAAUACAGUUCCUAAUAGAAGAUUUAUUCAUCAUGAAGGUGCUCAGUAUAUUACUAGCCGUAACCACAUUAUGUGUUGCUCAACAGAUUGUUAUUCAGACCAAUACUGUAAGUCAUCAUCAUCAUCAUCAUAAACACCAGCAUACUAAAACGUUACAUAUAAAUGUUCCUAAAAUAACGGAAUUUGCUAAAAGAGCAGAUACUUCUACAACAGGUGACAAACUCCCUCCAGCUCCAGCAAUGCCAACUUUAUCAACUAGUACAGUAUAUAAUGUUGAUGUACAAGUUCCUGAAGUAAAAAAUCCAUAUACCCAGAAUUCUAGCUUACCCGAAGGAAUCGUGUUUAUUAUUGUUGGUGCCAUAAUUGGGCUCGUAUUUGUCCUGUUUGCUGCUUAUGGAAUCAUAGAUUGGUUAAUUUCCUAUCGUAGAUCUAAAUUAGACCGCGAAAUCUAUUAUCAUAAUCUUGCCAAUGGUGGUGCAUCAUUUGGAGGAAGUUUAUUUGGUGGGAAUAGUACAAGUUCUAAUUCUUCUAUGUUCGAAAAGAAUUCGUCAUAUUUAUCUAAUUCAUCAUUUUAUCAGUUAUCUCGUAAUAAUUCUUUAGCUCAAUUAGAUGAAAUGAUUACUACUUCUAGUCAACAAGGUCGCACUUACCGUGAUGCAGUUCAGGGAAAUAUUUAUAAGAAUGGCAAUAAUAGUGCUAGUAAAUUAGCUAGUAAUCGUGGUUCAAUGUUUAUAAGUCCCGUAUUAGAGACAAUUAGUGGUAGAAGAAGUUUAUCACAAUUGGAAUUACCAUUAUAUAAUCAACAACCCGCUAUACCGUUAGGUGAUCAAAGUGUAAUGAUGGGUAGUUCAAUAUCUUCUCCAACUUCAAAUAUACUAUCGCCUUAUACUGCACACAAUGGAGAUCAAGGUAGUAGAGAUUCACUUAAUAUCAAUGAUUUUGAUUAUCUAGAAGCUGAGGGGUUAUUAAGAAAUAAUGAUAAUAGUGAUGUAGAACUGGCUAUUGAGAUGAGACCUAUCCAAAAUUCACAUCAUUCAUAUGCACAAUUAAUCUCUAACAGUAAACUAGACCAAAAUUCAACAUCAGAACUACAAUCACAAUCACAAUCACAAUCACAACCAAAACAACAAGAAAAAAGGAAACUGAGACCUCCGAGCUUAUAUCUAGACGACUUGUUGAAUGACCAGUAAAUAACACCC
This is a messenger RNA of Scheffersomyces amazonensis, 1426 nucleotides long. Its product is annotated as pheromone-regulated protein. The transcript has a single exon. The record is from RefSeq and is a predicted model, not a curated record. The coding region runs from base 260 to 1417 and encodes 385 amino acids. Lineage: Eukaryota; Fungi; Ascomycota; Pichiomycetes; Serinales; Debaryomycetaceae. Gene Ontology annotation, cellular component: fungal-type vacuole; cellular bud neck.